Messenger RNA from Mesoplodon densirostris (Blainville's beaked whale), 234 nucleotides. RefSeq lists its product as uncharacterized. Gene Ontology annotation, molecular function: protein tag activity; ubiquitin protein ligase binding. Gene Ontology annotation, cellular component: nucleus; cytoplasm. The record is from RefSeq and is a predicted model, not a curated record. Lineage: Eukaryota; Metazoa; Chordata; Mammalia; Artiodactyla; Ziphiidae. The coding region runs from base 1 to 234 and encodes 77 amino acids. Gene Ontology annotation, biological process: modification-dependent protein catabolic process; protein ubiquitination. The transcript has a single exon.
AUGCAGAUCUUCAGGAAGACCCUGAUGGGCAAGACCAUCACCCUGGAGGUGGAGUCCAGUGACACCAUCAAGAAUGUGAAGGCCAAGAUCCAGGAUAAAGAAGGCAUCCCCUCUGACCAGCAGAGGCUCACCUUUGCAGGCGAACAGCUGGAAGAUGGCUGCACUAUUUCUGAUUACAACAUCCAGAAAGAGUCUACCCUGCACCUGGUCCUUCGUCUAAGGGGUGGCUGUUAA